AGCAUUUCUGUUUAAAAAAAAACUGAAUUAUGUUUACGAUAAGCUGCAUGGAUAACACUUUCCCCCCCCACAAAAAUGACAGCAAUUAUCAGAGUGUAAUGGAAAUAGUCUUCUCACUUUAAAGUGAAGUAAAGCGGCGUCUCACAGCAGUGUGGAGAGCAGAGCCCUUCGCUGCACCAUUUGUUGUUCUGCCCUCUGCUUGAGUAAGACUACACGCUAGGUUAAGCACUAAAUUGGGUAACUGUUCAGUGACAGCACCUGCCGGCACUGAUCAUCUGGAGCUGGAGGAAGACUGGAACAACUUUUUUUUACAACAAACUUUUUUUUUAAAUAUAUAAAUAAAUCCAAGUAUUUGGAAUUAAAACCAUGAAGGACAAGAAGAAAGAAUAUCUGACUGUGAAGGACCUGCAGAGAGUUCUGGACUCAUGCAAGCUACAGCUGAAUCAAAUUGAUGAAGUGUGGCCGAAUAUAUACAUAGGAAAUGUGGCAGUUGCCCACAACAAGGCGGCCUUGCUGAGGUUAGGUAUAACUCAUGUUUUAAACGCGGCUCACUCCAAGAGGGGGAGCAUAGGGAAUCAACGAUUUUAUGGCAACGACUUUGUGUAUUUUGGCAUUCCAGCAGACGACUCAACGCACUUUGAUCUGGAUGUUUAUUUCCAGCCGGCAGCUGAUUUCAUUCACAAUGCCUUGAAGUCACCGGGUGGGAAGGUCCUGGUGCACUGCAUCAUGGGAAUGAGUCGCUCGUCAACCCUGGUGCUGGCGUACCUGAUGAUCUACCAUCACCUCUCCCUCAGAAAGGCUUUGGAAAAAGUGGUGAAAAAAAGAGCCAUCUACCCAAACAGGAACUUUCUGGCGCUGUUGCUGGAUCUUGACCUUCAGCUUACAAAAAAGAAGAAAACAUGUCAAAUUCUGUAGUUGGAUGGCAUUUAUACUUUUUACACUUUGGCUGAUAAUGCAUCUUGUCCAGAAAAAAAAAAAAAAGAUUUGUUACAUCAAUAGAUUUGGGUCAACAAGUAUCUUGAUCUCUGUGAGGUUAACAUUUGAUUUGUAUUUUUCUGAGCUGCAACAGCUUGUAGUAUUUUUGUAAAGAAGACUGCAAAAUGUCUCAAGAUUUAUGAUUUGGCAACAAUUAUGCAACUUUUGUACAAACACCAAGUGUUACAGCCUUAAAUUCUACAGAAUUCAUGAAACACAACUCAUCCAUCCUUUGGACCCUUUUCUUUAAGGAUAAGUUUGCGAGCACACACUUAAGGGGGUUUUAUGACAUUAAAGACCCACUCCUAUCAUCUUUAAAGCUAUUUUCAAAGUGUUCCCAGUGGUAAGCCCGCCCCUGCUUCCCGACAUCCUUCUGUUUACACGGUCUCCUGCUAGCUUGCAGCGUUGAAUCUAACAUUCGCGAUGCAUCAAAAAUGGCGAGCUGUAUUGGAGCCAUCCAGCCAUACAGUUCUGAACAAGAGACCAGCUCAAACGAGGAAAAUAAAGACCAACAUGGAUCUUCUAGUUGUCUGCAAGUGGAUGCAUCAAAAUACAGCGGAGCAGGGCGUUGCGGCCCAGCAAAUGUAGUGCACAUGCUCUUUUUCCAACAGCACUUUUUUUCAUCUACUACUGAUUCCCAAGGAUUUGAAAAAAAGAAACACUCAGAAAUGCAAUUUGAAGCUUAAUUUUCUUUAUAUUUGGCCUUUAUCAUAAGAAAAAUGCAACAAUAACAAGCUAAAACACCAAAAACACUAUUUUCAUUGGAGUGGGUCUUUAAUGCGCAUUCAGUGACCAAUUACUAUACAGUAUUGUCUUCUGUUUAGUUUAGUUUGUCAUUGUAAAUGUGAUGGGAAAAAUUUUUACACAAAAAUAAAUCUUCAAAGUAAGUAUUUAGGCUCCUAAUUUGUUUCAUCCAUUUUAUUUUAGCCGUUUCGACCAAUUUUCUUUGUCAGCUCUGUUAGGGUUUCCUGAAAACAUAAAGUGUUUUAUCCUUCCUUGUUAAAAAAAAAAGCUAUGAAAUGUAAAUAAACCUGUUUUAUUUAUUUGUUGUAUGAGGAAAGAGAUUGUGAUUUUAAGAUAUUUCUUUUGUGAAAUAAAUUUUCUUUACUUUGUGGUCGACCAAAUGUAUGAUGAAAUGCUUUUUUUUCAAUUUCGACUGCAAGAAUUCUGAGCUUAAUCAAAAUGGUUUUUUUUUCAACUAACUGUGAAAUCAACAAAUCUACAUAACAUUUUCAUGACAAUAAAUUGUAACGGCAACGA
Molecule: messenger RNA, 2235 nt
Organism: Oryzias latipes (Japanese medaka)
Lineage: Eukaryota; Metazoa; Chordata; Actinopteri; Beloniformes; Adrianichthyidae
Product: dual specificity protein phosphatase 26
Biological process (GO): protein dephosphorylation; negative regulation of MAPK cascade
Cellular component (GO): cytoplasm
Molecular function (GO): protein tyrosine/serine/threonine phosphatase activity; MAP kinase phosphatase activity
Source: RefSeq, a predicted model, not a curated record